AUGGCUGUACAACUCAAAGAGUUGAAUAUGUGCAAAGCAAUUAAAUAUGGGCAUUUUUCUUAUAUCUUUAUCUACAGCCACCCUGAGAACAUACUAGGUAAACCAUCAGUGAACAAAUUUUUUCAGUGCAAAUGUUUUGAAGAGAACAGAAUUGUGAUAGUCAUUGAUGAGGCCCAUUGUAUUUUGGAAUGGGGGGACGAGUUUCGUCCUGAAUAUAGUAAGCUAGUUGAACUUCGAGCUGUGCUUCCUCAGGCGACUAUUCUUUGUCUUUCGGCAACACUUUCCGUCAAAGGUCAAGCUGAUAUUAAAAGAUGUUUAUCUCUGAAGGAUUGUAGGAUUCAUAGUGGAAUUCCAGUAAAGCCUAAUAUUUCAAUUAGUGUUUUAAGAAGACCUGCUAGUUCUACAGCUGUGACACUGUCGUACAGACACAUUCUGGAUGUCUUGUUCAAUGAAUUAAAAGUUAAAUUAAAUGCAACUCCACUCACUAUAGUGUAUUUCAAUUCAUCAUUGAACCAUAUUGGAUUUGCCUAUGAGCAUGCUUCUCGAGUCUUGGGGAACUUUUUAUACGAUGGGGAGAAGACACCAGAAAAUGCCAGAGUUGUCAUGUACCAUGCAUCUGUGGAAUAUGAGAGUGAAGAACUACGAGAAUUGAUAUUUCAUCAGAUUUCCUCAGAAGACAGCCCCCUAAGGAUCAUAUUGGCUUCUUCUGCCCUCGGGAUGGGAGCAGAUUUUGGUAUCGUAGAAAGAAUUGUGCAUGCAGGCCCACCUAAAAGUAUUGAAGCAUAUAUUCAGCAAGUGGGAAGAACAGGUAGAACAGGAAAACAGGCAACAGCCAUUUUGUUUUUCAACAAUAGUGAUGUAGGCAGGCCUGAAAUGAACAAGAUAAUGAAGUCUUUCUGCCGUAAUGAAGCAACUUGUAGGAGAAAAAUCCUGAAUGAUUACUUUGGAUUCACAGAUGACACCAAUGAUAGUGAAAACAAACAAUCUUUGUGCUGUAACAUUUGUGAUCCAAGCUUAAUGGAAUGGAAUUUAGUUCUACCUCUUCGGCAAGAGGUGAAGUCUUCCAUCCGACAAUCAUUGUCAGAUUACAUUUCAUUUCAUAACUUGGAAAUAUCUCCUUACCAAAUAGAAGCAGCCAUCCACAAUUAUUCAAGAUAUAUGGAAACAGACAAUUUAAUUCAGGAUUUUGGUUUGAAUCAUGAACACGCAAAAAUUUAUGUACCAUUUUCAAAUUAA
Molecule: messenger RNA, 1236 nt
Organism: Ostrea edulis (European flat oyster)
Lineage: Eukaryota; Metazoa; Mollusca; Bivalvia; Ostreida; Ostreidae
Exons: 3
Coding region: 1-1236 (411 amino acids)
Biological process (GO): double-strand break repair via homologous recombination
Cellular component (GO): nucleus; cytoplasm; chromosome
Molecular function (GO): 3'-5' DNA helicase activity; nucleic acid binding; four-way junction helicase activity
Source: RefSeq, a predicted model, not a curated record